AUGUUCGUGGUUCGUAGCGGACCAGCUGGUGAAGGUUCAAGGGCCGCCUAUGGAAUCGUCGGAUUGUUCUGCAGCAUAAGAGAGCCGAACGAAGGGCGCUUUGCUGGUCCGGGAAUAGUGCUACUAGGACGUGCACCGGAUGGAGUCAAGACAACACAAGCCGCACAAUCUUUGGUCCCAGCCGUCUGGGGAGGGAGCCCAAAUGCCCGACGAGCACACAGACACAACACAGGCAAAUCCCAACUGCGGCAGCGGGGCACGACCGACACCGAGCAGAACAAGUCCAAGAACCUCGGGGGGGGGUCUUGGUAUGUUGCUGGUUCUUUCGUCGAAAGUUCGGCCACGAUCGCUGCUCCACAACAGACAGCGAAAUCUGAUACACAGACGAUGGCUGCUGACAGCGAUGGUGGUGUGGGGUGGGAAAAUGGUGGAAUGCUCCGUGUGGAUGGGGUGGAUGCGUGA
Messenger RNA from Glarea lozoyensis ATCC 20868, 462 nucleotides. RefSeq lists its product as uncharacterized. NCBI's taxonomy places the organism in Eukaryota, Fungi, Ascomycota, Leotiomycetes, Helotiales, Helotiaceae. The coding region runs from base 1 to 462 and encodes 153 amino acids. The record is from RefSeq and is a predicted model, not a curated record. The transcript has 3 exons.